Cuscuta campestris is the source of this 1299-nucleotide messenger RNA. The record is from the annotation of a GenBank genome assembly. Lineage: Eukaryota; Viridiplantae; Streptophyta; Magnoliopsida; Solanales; Convolvulaceae.
GGCCAGGUCAUGGCCAUGUGCCAACAGAAUGGAGGGGGAUGCCUUUCCUCUCUGGUAUGUUCCCAUUCGCCCUUCCACGCGCGGGAACCAUGCCCCUACAAGCUCCGAUGGCGGUAACGUCGUUCCAGACGCCGAUGCCGCAGCCAUCACCUUUCCAGCCCCAGCUGGUCAGCACCAUAGCCCCUGUAAACUUGACCGGCGCACUUAACGCCGCAGGGCCGUCGCGUCCCCCGCAAGCUACGAAUCCGCAGAUCACUCCUGAUGGUCAUUGCAUCUCAAUUGAGAGUGAUGACGGCGAGUGGGAUAUUCCGAGGGCCCACAAGAAGAAGAAAGGAAAAAACAUCCGGCCAGCGACCUCCCGAAACUCCGCCUUCGAAAGGGUGGGGGAUAGGGAGGAAGGCCAAAGGAAGUCAGCCAAGCAAAGGCUGGGGCAGAGCGUUGCCCAUGUCAGCGCAUUCGCCCGGCUAGGAGAGGUGCGGGAGGCCGAGCCUGCCCGCACCCGGCGCUCCCGGUCUAACCGGCAGGAGCCAGCGAGGACGAGGGCCUCUCGUCAAGAAGAGGAAGCAGAGAGCCAGCCCAGGUUACCGGUGGCGAACUGGUUGACCAUCCCGAGUGACCGCGUCCAGCAGAUGGAGGCAAAAUUGGAAAGGCUGGAGAAGAAGGCCAAGUUCCAGGAAAAUUGUACUAAGAGGAAGAAAUUCACCUAUCUCAGUACAUCCGGGCAGAGGGAGUCUGAGAACCUUACUCAGUUCCUUACCCGGUGGAAGGAAGAGGUAGACAAGGUGGAAGAGAUGGAUGACAAGACCGUCUUAUCCCUCCUCUUGAAUGGCUUGCGUGCUGGGGAACUAUACAAGGAGUUCUGCCGGAAACCCCCAGCCACGUAUCAAGAGGCCUACCACACCGCAUGGGAGUUUGCUGAAGCUGAAACCCAGCUCCGGGCAAAGAGAGAAGCUGAGCAUGGUCACAAGCCCAAGCAGGGGGUCAUCCGGCAGAUGAUCGACAGUGGAGAGCUGGGCAAAGAUUACUUGCAGAAUGCCCAGGUGAAGAGUCAUCAAUGGGUUAGGCCAACUGCCCCAGGGGAUGACCGAGACAACGACCAGCGGAGGAAUAACCGGCCAAGGGAGCGGCAACCUGCUCCCGAAAAAGAGCACAUCGGCAUGAUCUUCGGCGGACCCGAGGGUGGAGAUUCAGCCGCGCAGCGGAAGAACUAGGUCCGAAGCAUUUACGUUGGAGAGGUAAUUGCUGAACCGCCCAGGCGUAAACAUACUAGGAGGGAGCCUAUCGUCUUUACUGACCGGG